AUGAGGCACAUCGGUAGGGAGAACAUUGUCGUUGCGGCCCCGGAUGGCAGCAGCUACCUCGGCACACUCAAUGUCUACCACGGGAUCCACUGCUUCAAGCUCAUUAAGCAGCUUAGGUACCUGUAUUACUACUUGUCAGACCUUAACAAGUAUGACUAUGAGAACCUCCUCCAUAACGAAAACCGUAUCAACUUCCUCCGUCAGUCAGCCAUGUGCCACGGGAAUAUUGGCCUCAUCACGUUUGAGUGGCACGAAAAAAGCCGCAUCCCCGUCACCAACGCGAUGACGCACCAAUACGUCAGGUAG
Colletotrichum graminicola M1.001 is the source of this 306-nucleotide messenger RNA. RefSeq lists its product as uncharacterized. Gene Ontology annotation, biological process: mycotoxin biosynthetic process. The coding region runs from base 1 to 306 and encodes 101 amino acids. The record is from RefSeq and is a predicted model, not a curated record. The transcript has a single exon. Lineage: Eukaryota; Fungi; Ascomycota; Sordariomycetes; Glomerellales; Glomerellaceae.